Leishmania major strain Friedlin is the source of this 960-nucleotide messenger RNA. RefSeq lists its product as hypothetical. NCBI's taxonomy places the organism in Eukaryota, Euglenozoa, Kinetoplastea, Trypanosomatida, Trypanosomatidae. Bases 1 to 960 code for a protein of 319 amino acids. The record is from RefSeq and is a predicted model, not a curated record. The transcript has a single exon.
AUGAGCACAAGACGCGCUCACGAGACCCCCAUAGCCGCGUCGUCGGCAGCAUCGACUGUUUCGUCUGCAACGUCGUCGAAGCGCCCAACGCCGCAGCUGAGCAGCUUUGCGAUUCGCCUGCGUGGGAGCAAAGGAUCCUCUUGUCCAGCUCAGAAGACUCCUGUGAGCGACUUGUGCGUACCGUCGAUGAGACUACACGACAGCAACGCCGUCGGCUACACUCAGCAGGCAGCCGGUGACAUCUAUGCGGCAUCGUCGCUAGGAUCAGCAUCGACGGCCAUGACACAAUUGAAAACGUCGCUGUCGCAGAUGCAGCGGCUCGUGCGACUGCAACAGGAGCAGCUCUCGGCUCUUCUACGAGGCCACGGGGACUUGCAGCGGCAGGUCACCGUUCAACAUGGCGCCUACAACGAAAUAGUGCAGCGCUCGAUGAGCCAAGGUGCGGAAAUGGAGGCUGCGCUUCAGCAGCACACCGCUCAGUGGCGGCGAGAGCAGGCCGCAAUGCAGGAGAGUAUCGCCGCUCUCUGGGAUAUCGUGUCCGAUAUACAUCAGCGCCUGCACAACGACGCCCGAUUGCCGGCUAAGAUACUAGCGGCAUCACAGCAGGCUGAGGAGAGUGCCUACUACUCUGAUAUUGCCUCCUUUAUUCAGCCGGAUGUCGCGACUCCUUCGUCGGUACCCGCAUCGUUGCUUGCGCGCAAGGAUGGUGCGCUCCUUCGUGCGCAAGCAUCUGUCUCGGCUUUUGCGAACGGAUCCACGCGCCCGUCUGCGCCUUCGUCUGCCUGCGCCAUGAGCUUUACCCCUGCGGCGGCAGGGCCGUCAGCGACAGCUGCUCGCGGUCCUCCCUAUACGAUGGAUAUGCAGCAGCAGCAACGUGAGUCCAUGGAGGACCGAGUGGUGGCAAUGCUGCACAAGAAGCCCACUGUGGUCGUGCGCCACUCGGCAUGGAGGCAGCAGUGA